Messenger RNA from Trichosurus vulpecula (common brushtail), 576 nucleotides. RefSeq names its product 60S ribosomal protein L29-like. Gene Ontology annotation, biological process: cytoplasmic translation. The record is from RefSeq and is a predicted model, not a curated record. The coding region runs from base 1 to 576 and encodes 191 amino acids. Gene Ontology annotation, molecular function: structural constituent of ribosome. NCBI's taxonomy places the organism in Eukaryota, Metazoa, Chordata, Mammalia, Diprotodontia, Phalangeridae. The transcript has a single exon. Gene Ontology annotation, cellular component: cytosolic large ribosomal subunit; ribosome.
AUGGCACCAUCCACAACUGUUCAUGAAAAUGGAAGAAAUGGCAUCAAGAAACCUAGGUCACAGAGAUACAAAUCUCUGAAAGGGAUUGGCCCCAAGUUUCUGAGAAAUAUGUGCUUUGCCAAGAAACACAACAAGAAGGGGCUGAAGAAGAUGCAGGCCAACAAUGCCAUAGCCAUCAAGGUCCAAGCAGAAGCCAUCAAGGCCCUGAGCACCAAGGCCUCCAAGGCCAAGCUGCUCAGGCCCAAGAUCCCCAAGGCCAGUGUGUGGCAUGCUGGCCAUAAGAUGGCUGGCAAGCGUCUAGGCCCUAGGGUCAGCAUCAAAUAUCCAGGCUCCAGGAUCACAAAGCCUGAUUCUAAGGUUGCCAGAACACCUGACUCCAAGGCUGCCAAGUCUGCCGCCAAGGUCAGUAAGUCUGAUCCCAAGGCUACCAAAUCUGGCCCCAAGGCCACCAAAUCUGACACUAAGGCCUCCAAGUCUCAUCCCAAGGCUGCCAAGUCUGGUGCCAAGGUAGCCAAGUCUGAUUCUAAGGCCACAAAGCACAGUGAUUCCAAGGCUGCUAAGCCUACUGACUGUUAA